GAUUAUUAUUAUUGGUGACAUUAACCAGAAGCUUUAGUCACAGGAUCAUUAAAGAUUUAUAAACAAGUUAAAUUAAUUUACUUUACAUAGGUUAAUUGUCUUGGAGCUGCCGCUAGUUUGACCAAUCAGAAUAAUGGAUCACGAUGAGGAUAACAGUGAUAGAGAUUGCGGUCUUGUUGAAUCUGAUGAAGAAACUCGAAUGGCUGAAAAGGAAUUGGCUGAGGAUGCACAAUGGAAAAUAUUCCAGAAAAACACUUUCACGCGUUGGGCUAAUGAGCAUCUGAAAAAAACUGAUCUUCUUAUUGAAGAUUUAGAGACUGAUUUGAGUGACGGUCUUCGUCUAGUUGCUCUUGUCGAAGUCUUAUCAGGACAUAAGUUUCGGCACAUUAACAAAAGACCAACGUUCAGAACUCAAAAGCUCGAAAAUGUAACUACUGUUUUAAGAUAUCUGGAAGAAACUGAAGGCUUGCGCCUCAUCAGUAUAGACAGCAGCCAUAUUGUUGAUUGCAACUUAAAGCUCAUACUUGGUUUAAUCUGGACCCUUAUUUUACAUUACUCUAUAUCUGUACCUCUAAUAGCAGAUGAAGAAAACGUUCUCCAAGAUGAUAGAAACCAAACUCAAGGUCCUAAACAGCGUUUGCUCAGUUGGGUCAAACAGAAAUUGCCAGUAAUCCCAAUUCGAAAUUUCACCACAGAUUGGAAUGAUGGUAUAGCUAUUGGAGCUCUCGUUGAUGCUUGUGCUCCUGGACUUUGUCCGGAUUGGCCUCACUGGGAUCAGCAAAAUCCUUUGCGUAAUGCCACGGAAGCUAUGACAGCUGCAGAUGACUGGUUAUCUAUCCCCCAGUUAAUUCGACCAGAAGAAAUGAUUGAUCCUAAUGUUGAUGAAAAGUCGAUGAUGACUUAUAUUAGCCAGUUUCCCAAUGCUUGUUUAAAAGAGGGUGCACCACUGCGAGCUAAACUGAAUCCUUCGAAAGUACGCGCAUAUGGUCCAGGCUUGGAAUCAAAUGAAAAUAGAAUUGGUACACCGGCUAAAUUCUAUGUAGAAACAGCUCAUGCUGGCAGAGGUCAGUUGGAAAUACUUGUAAUCAAUUGCAGAGGUGUCAGAGAAACGUGUGAAGUGAUUUUCGACAAUGAAACAAAUCAAACUUACUCUUGUGUGUAUGAACCACGUUUAGAAGGUGAAUAUCGUAUAGUUAUAAAGUAUGGUGGACAUGAGAUACCUAAUUCACCUUUUCGUGUUAAUGUCAAGGGAAUAUUUUUAGACCCAAGUAAAGUAACUGUAAGCGGUCCAGGAUUACAAAAUUCAGAACUCAAUUGUGUUGGUCGUCGUACUCAUUUUAAUGUACAUACUCAGAAUGCUGGAAAUGGAAUAGUAGACUGUUACAUUGUUGAUCCACACGGCAGAACUGAUACUGUCAAACCACGUAUUACUUGCCCAGGUGGUGAUGGGUGUUUUAUUGUUGAAUAUACACCAAAAGAAGUUGGUGUCCAUCAAGUAUUUAUACAGUUUGCGGAGAAACAGAUACCUAAUUCACCAUUUCAAGUUGAAAUAGCACCUAAAGUUCAUCCUGAGUUAGCUUAUGCUACUGGAAGAGGUAUACAAGCUCGUGGUAUACGUGUACAAGAUCGAGUGAAAUUUUCUGUUCAUACUGAACGAGCUGGUGAUCAAGCUCCACUUGCAGUUACAAUGACUCGUGCAGACGGUCAAAGUGAACCCGUGGAAAUUCAUCAGAUUGAUAAGUUUUUAUGGGAUUGCUUCUACAGUCCACAGCGACCCGGGAAGUACACACUUAAUGUACGAUAUGGCAAUGGACAUAUCCAACAUAGUCCUUAUACUAUUGUUGUAGGUCCACAUAAGAAAUCUGCUAUUCGCGCUUUUGGACCAGGCUUAGAAGGCGGUGUUGUCAACCAUCCCAAUUUAUUUACAAUUGUGUGCAAUGGAGAUGGUUCUGGAUUAGGUUUUUUGAUCGAGGGGCCUAGUGAGGCUAAAGUACUGUGUCAAGACAAUGGAGAUGAUUCUGCUCAAGUAACCUAUACGGUUUCACAACCUGGUGAAUAUGCAGUUCAUGUUACAUGUUUCGAUGAAGAUAUCCCUGGAUCACCAUAUAUGCCUAUAAUAACUCCUUGUCUUGAAGAUAUUCAUCCUAAUAAGUUGCGUGUUUACGGUCCUGGUGUUGAGAAAAUGGAUCUUAGUAUCGGUCAUUCUACGGAAUUUUAUAUUGAUGGUUUACAGGAUGCUGUUCCUCCUCAACUUUCACGUUCCCUGAAGGAUUCUCUGUUGCAUGUGGAUUGCCAUGAUACUACAGGUAAUCCAGUGCCUGUCCAAUCGAGUAUACGCUCUGAUGGCACUGUAGUUUGUACAUACAAACCUAUGUCUCCUGGGAUUCAUACCGUAUAUGCUUCAAUAGCCGGUAUAUCUCUCAAAGGCUCACCAUUCAGGGUAACUGUUGCUCCAGAAAUUCAACCAGAUAAAAUGAAAUUAUGGGGUCCAGGUUUACAAAGUGCUACCAGAAAAAAACCAGCUCAUUUUUUCAUUGAUCCUCAAGAAGUGUUUUCUGGUGAAAAUGAAAUUGAACUAAUGGCCAAUAAUCCAGUUUCUGUUAAUAUUGUAAAUGAUCAAGGUCAUACAAUUCCAACACGUUUAAGUAAACAAUCCGACAAUACUGUUCGUAUUGAAUAUACACCAACUUCAUUAUGUACAAAUGUGCAUAUAACACCUUUAAUAGGUGGUACACCAGCAAAAUCCUCUAUACAUGUACCCGUUGCAUGCGGCUUUGAUAUUUCAAAAAUUAAAGUUCAAAAUUUAGAUACAAAAGUUCAUAAAGCUUCCUACGUCAAGUUCACUGUGGAUGCAUCGGCUAUUGAUGCACACUCUGAAGGAACUGUCACAGCUGUUCUUACUGGUCCAGAUAAUGGAAAAUCAGCUUGUCAAGUGUUAAGCAAUAAAGAUGGAACAUAUGUUUGUAAUUAUACUCCUUUGGAAGAAGGUCAACAUAAAAUACAUGUAAAUUAUGAAGGUUUACCAGUACCAGGAAGUCCCUUUCAUAUUAAUGUUGUUCCUGGCUGUGACCCGAGUCGUGUAAAAGCCUAUGGACCUGGUUUAGAAAAUGGACCCCAUUUAAAACCUGGCGUGCAGACAAGUUUCACAGUAGACUUAACCGGAGCUGGACAAGGUGGUUUAGGUUUAGCUGUUGAAGGUCCAAGUGAAGCACCUAUCGACUGUCAAGAUAAUCGUAAUGGUACAUGUACUGUUUACUAUACCCCAUCUGUUUAUGGCUCUUAUGCUGUAUAUGUAAGAUUCAAUGAUGUAAAUGUUCCAGGAAGUCCAUUUAAUGUAAAUGUUAAUCCGAAAGUUGAUCCUAACCAAGUUAGAUGCUAUGGUUCCGGUUUAGAAUCUGGUUUAUUACGUGCUGGAUGGCCAGCCUACUUUACUGUGGAUACAAAAAAUGCUGGUGAUGCACGCCUAAAGGUUAUGUAUACUCCUAAAUCUGGUGGGGAAUUAUAUCCUGCAAUUGUCCAACCUUUUGGUGGAGGAUCAGAAAAAGACCCAACACAACAACAUUAUUAUAAGGUUACAUAUACUCCUGAAACAGAUGGUCCUUGUCGAAUUGAAGUCACAUAUGAUGAUGUUCAUGUUCCGGGCUCACCAUAUGUUGUAAAAAUAAGAAAAGCAUCUGAACCGAACCUUGUUCGUGUUCUAGGUGCAGGUAUUAAAGGUCCCGUUCUUGCUAGUCUACCAGCAACUUUUACAGUUGAUGCUCGUGAAGCUGGUAUGGGAGAUUUAACUUUAGGAAUUACUGAUCCUAAAGGACAAUCUGUUCCAGUCCGAGUUGUAUCAGUGCCUGUAGAUAGUGAAUCUGUCGCUACUAAUGGAGUAGUCCCAUCUGUCACAAGUUUAGCCUCUGGUGAUGUUAGUGAUACGGGAUUAUUAUCUUGUACUUAUGAACCAUAUUUAAUUGGACCCCAUAAUAUUCACGUUAUGUUUGCUGAUUCUGAAGUGGUUGAUAGUCCAUUCACUGUUCACAGUGUAGCUACCGGUCGAGCUGAUUUAUGUGAAAUUAAAAGUGGUAUAAAGAAAGUUAUACCAGUUGGUAAAGAAAAUGUCAUUAAAGUGGAUACUUCAUUGGGUGGUAAAGGUCGUUUAACUUGUCAAGUUAUUCAGCAUCCAAUUAAACAAUCUUCAUCUGCUGCUACUCUUCUCCCGGUUGAAACAGAACAUAAUGGUGACGGUACUACAUGUGUGUAUUAUACACCAACACAAUUAAGUGAAUUAAAUGUGGAAUUGCGUUAUGGUGGUCAACUGAUUCCUAAUGGUGAAUUUGUUCAGAAAGUAGUCUCCCCUGAAGAUAUUAUAGAUGAAAAUUCUCAUUCGAAUAUGUACCGACCUGUUGUAUUUCGUCUACCAGCUCCUCGAAAUAAAGCAAAAAUUGAAGCCAUUGUAUUACGUCCAUCAGGUUUGCAACAACAAGUUCCAGUUAAAAUUAAUGAUGAUGAAACAAUUACUAUAACAUAUGAUCCUGUUGAACAUGGAAUGCAUGAAUUACGUAUAAAUGUUCAUUCACCUGUAAAAUCUGGUUCACCAGACAGUACAAUCUCUAUGCCAUUACAAGGUAGUCCAUAUAAAUUUUAUGUGGAUAUUACUGGUACUGGUCGAAUUACUGCAUAUGGUCCUGGUCUUAGUCAUGGUAUAACUUCUCAAUUAGCUGAGUUUACUAUUGUUACUAAAGAAGCUGGUGUUGGUGGUUUGUCGGUGUCUGUAGAAGGUCCUUCCAAAGCGGAAAUACAAUGUGUGGAGAAUGCUGAUGGUACUUGUAGUGUCAGCUAUUUGCCACUUGCACCUGGUCAGUAUACAAUAACAAUUAAAUUUGCAGAUGAGCAUAUACCUGGAUCGCCAUUUAUCGCUAAAAUCACAGGUGAUUUAUUGAAACGUUCUCAAGUAAGCAUGGGUGCGCCAAGUGAUAUUGCUUUGGAAGCUGUUGAUGAAGAUAUUGCCACUUUAACAGCUAGUGUUCACAGUGCAUCUGGUCGAGAAGAGCCAUGUGUAUUGAAAAGUUUGCCUAAUAAUCGUUUAGGUAUUUCAUUCACUCCUAAGGAAGUUGGUGAACAUCUGGUUAGUGUAUUUCAAGCAGGAAAGCAUAUAGCCAAUAGUCCUUUUCGAAUUCGUGUUUCUGAUAAAGAAAUCGGUGAUCCACGACGUGUACGUGUUAGUGGACCAGGUUUAAUAUCUGGUUUAUCCAAUAAACCUAAUCAAUUCACAGUGGAUACACGUGAUGCCGGUUAUGCUGGUUUAAGUCUCUCUAUCGAAGGUCCAAGUAAUGCGGAUAUAGAAUGUCACGAUAAUAAUGAUGGUACAUGUACUGUUAUCUACACUCCAACGGAACCUGGUCAAUAUGCUAUCAAUGUAAAGUAUGCUAAUGUUCACGUCCCAAAUAGCCCAUUCUGUGUUGAUAUCGGUGGAGAACCUUCAAUGAAAAUGAUGGAACGAAUUACUAGACGACGUGAAGCAUCAAAAGUUACAUGUGUUGGCAGUCGAUGUGAAUUAAGUCUACGGCUUACAGACACAAAUCCAAAUGAUUUAUCUGCUACAAUCACUUCACCUUCUGGUCAUACUACUCGUUGUGAAAUUGUUCCCAUUGAUAAUGAACAUUAUAACAUCAAGUUUAUACCACAAGAAAUGGGUGAACAUUUAGUAACUGUUAAACACAAAGGAAUUCAAAUAUCAGGGAGUCCAUUCCACUUUACCGUUGGUCCAAUCACUGAUGGUGUAGCUAACAAAGUUAGAGCAAUGGGUUCUGGUCUUCAAGAAGGCUGGACACAUAUUACUAAUGAAUUUUCAAUAUAUACACGCGAAGCAGGUGCUGGAACAUUGUCAAUAGCAAUGGAAGGUCCUAGUAAAGCAGAAAUUGAUUGCGAUGAAAGACGCGAUGGUUCUUCAGCUGUACUGUAUCGUGUUACAGCACCAGGCACAUACGUCUGCUCACUUAAGUUCAAUGAUGAACACAUUCCUUGUUCUCCAUUCCGUAUACAUGUUUCUGACUCCACACAAACUAGACGUAUAGCAUCUUAUAUCCUACCCUCUCGUACCACUGAUGUUCACUCUGCUCGCAGUACAUCCAGUAAAGAAGAAACACUUCGAAUUGGACGUCCAAUAGCCUUCACUGUACAUCAUGUUGAAACCCCUGGAUAUAUUUUAAAAGCAAAAGUAUCAACUCCUUCAGGUACUCAUGAAGAUGCUAUUGUUCAACCUAUUGAUCCAGAUCAAUUUGUAAUCCGUUUCGUUCCACGUGAAGGUGGUCCACAUUUAGUUCAUGUACAUUCUGUGCCUAUAAAGGAUUCAAAUAAAGCUGAUUGGAGUUUUGGUCCAAAUUCAUUGUAUAAAUCAAUUCAAGGUUCGCCUUUUCGUCUUGUAGUUAGUCAGCAUGCUGCUGAUCCAGGUAUGGUAUGUGCUUCUGGAGAAGGAUUACGUAAAGGAAAAGUUGAUGUGAAGAAUUCCUUUUUCGUUAAUACUACUAAUGCUGGUUGUGGUGUACUAAAUGUCACAGUCGAUGGACCAAGUAAAGCAACUGUUACUAGUCAAGAACAUGAUGAAGGUUAUGCAUUUUUCUAUACACCAACUGUUCCAGGUAUUUAUGAAAUAACUAUUAAAUAUGGUGGUAAUUUUCAUAUAAGUGGUUCACCAUUUCGAGUUGAAGUUACAGGAACGCCUAGAUCAGAAGUUACUGAUUCUCGUUCGGAAGAUCGUCAAUCAAAUGUUACUUUAGAAACUGUUGGUAAAACAAUGACAGGAGUGUCAGCUUCAGCUGAACUAGAAAAUCACUGCUCAGGAUCUCAUCCUGAAUUAGUCACAUGUCAAGGACUUGGUUUAAAAUAUGCAGAACGUGAUCGUCUGAAUUGUUUCAAUGUUGAUGCAAGCCAAGCAGGUAAUGAUGUUCUACUUAUUGGUAUUUGUGGUCCGAAACAAGCAUCUGAAGAAGUGGUCGUCAAACAUUUAUCCAAUAAUCAAUACACUGUAUCAUAUCGUGUAUUUCAAAGUGGUAAACACUUUUUAGUAAUUAAAUGGGGUGAUCAAGAUAUACCAGGUAGCCCAUUCGUGAUUGAUAUCCCUUAGGAACACAAUUGCAAACUGUUUAUAACAAUAAUACUUAAAUCAGCGUAAAUAAAAUAAUUAAUUAAUUUAAUUAACGGAAUCAUUUCACAUAGAUAAACAUGUUUGUCUAUGCGUGUGUGUGUGUAUGUGCUAUUUUCGUGUAUCUUCUUAAAUUGUCAAUUUCUUGAUGCCUCUCAUAAACUUGUUUCUUGAUUAAAUUUCCUCACUUACGAAAAUAAAACUGCACAAAUUUUGCUUGCCAUCAUUAAGCCAUAUUAGUCAGUUACAUAUACACUCGAAAACGCAGAAUAUUCAUUAAUAUUGUAUCGUUUCUUUUUUUCGUUUUAAAAAAUAUCAAACAACUGUCAAGUGCCUUUCUGCAUAGAAAUGUUACCUGCUUUCUUCACUGUCUGCCUUAUUAUGAUUAUUAUUGUCACUAUCGUUACCAUUAUUAAGGUUUGUACAAACCAAAUGCCUACCAUUCAAAUAUUAUUCCUUUUUUUUAUUUUUCGUAUACACUUCAUAAAUCUUCUUUAUGUUACCAUGCACACACGCACAUACACACUUUAUACGUAUUAAAUUCAAUCGUUUUUCUGUUUAAUCAUUCAACAUAUACAACAUGAGAUCAGUUCAGUUCUUCUAUUUGUUUCUGAUUUUGACGAAAAAGUCGAAUGAUUUAUAUGUGUAAUUCUCAAUUUUAAAAUAAAUUGGUACUAUUCAUAUUUUGUCUUACCUUAUAUGAAAUGUAUAUUGGGGUGGGUUGAGGGGAAUUUAUGCGAUAUUGUAGAUUGAAUGGGAAAAUUCCGUUUUGUUUCAACCCUAAAUUUAAC
This is a messenger RNA of Schistosoma haematobium, 7917 nucleotides long. RefSeq lists its product as uncharacterized. The transcript has 33 exons. Gene Ontology annotation, biological process: actin cytoskeleton organization. Gene Ontology annotation, molecular function: actin filament binding. Lineage: Eukaryota; Metazoa; Platyhelminthes; Trematoda; Strigeidida; Schistosomatidae. The record is from RefSeq and is a predicted model, not a curated record. The coding region runs from base 134 to 7108 and encodes 2324 amino acids.